CCAAACGAAACCCUCAAAACAACUGCCGUGAUGCUGACCAUCGAGUCUGCAGGCCUCGAUAACACCACCCACAAGCCAGAUCUUGCUCCCAAUACAAAUACCCUCGCUUAGCGACCGCCCAGCGCAAUCCACCUCGGGCUGCACUCCUCGCCGAUACGCGACUAGAGCUGUCGCCGCAACCGUAACCACGGCUCAGUCGAAGCACAAGCCCAACAUACCGUUCACAAAGAUUUACCCCUUCACCGUCCGCGGCCGACCCCCCUAACGUCCCCUUGGAGACGUUUGACCACUACACCUGCGCAUUGUAGCUGGCGGCGCCAGCAUUCCUAAGGACACCACAUCCUGUGGGCCUACUCUCUCAAACGAACGCCGCAAGGUUCGUUUGAGCGGCAGCUAGUGUCCCGCGGACGCUCCCAUAACGAUCGGCACGUUUCAAGCUUGUCCUCGACUCGACGAUGGUUAACCACGAGAUCCCCGACAACAGCACCUUCUCGCCCGCCCCGGGAAGCCUCCAGCUGACCAUCAACCACGAUGUCGCCGCUGACCUAGACUCGAGCAACGCCUUCGAGGGUCCCGAAAAGCUGCUCGAAGUCUGGUUCGCCCCAGGACCCGAUGCUUUGCCGCCUAGCGCCAAGGAAAACGGUCUGAAGGCCGUCACCCCGUCCACAUGGGAGGGGAUGCUUGACAUGGUCAACUGCAAAGUCCUCUCCAUCGUCAAGUCCGACCAUGUUGACGCCUACCUCCUCUCCGAGUCCAGCAUGUUUGUCUUCCCCCACAAGCUCAUCCUCAAGACUUGCGGUACCACGACCCUACUGCUUGGCCUGCGACGCCUCCUGCGCAUCGCGGCUGUGGAUGCCGGUUUCCCCUUCCACAACGCCGCAUCCAUCGAUGACAUUCAUGCCGCUGCGACUCCGCUCCGUGUCUUCUAUAGUCGCAAGAACUUCUUGUUCCCUGACCGCCAGCAGGGACCGCACACGAGCUGGAAGGAGGAGGUCAGGUUCCUUGACGACACCUUUGAGAACGGCAGUGCCUACUUGGUUGGGCGCAUGAACGCCGAUCACUGGUAUCUGUACAUGACGGGGCCCCCGAGUGCCACGCUGACGCCGCCGUUGACUCCCCGUUCGAGCAACAAUGGCAGCCCCACUCGUAGCUCCAAGAUCCCGACCGGCAUUGUGUCGCCGUUCAACGGCAUCAGCGAUGCCCAGACGGACGAGACGCUCGAGAUCCUGAUGAUGGAUCUGGACCCUGAGCUUGCGAAGCAGUUCUACCUGGAACAGGCGAGUGCGGUCGCCAGUGAGCGGGUGCCUGCACAGGCUCAGGAGGCUUGUCGCGCCGCCCAUGAGAGCUUGGGGGACAUUGAUUCGACUGUCGAUGUCUUUGCCAACUGUGGGGAAUCCGACAUCUCGGGACAGCAGGCAGACGAUUCUGACGUCACCGCUGCCGAGGCCAUGACCACCGAAGGGCAUGCCCUCGGCACCGUUGUGUCCGAAACUUGCGGUCUUGCUCAGAUCUACCCGGUUUCGGACUAUCCCGAUGCGCGCAUCGACGCCUAUCUCUUCACGCCAUGCGGUUAUUCCGCGAACGGUGUAGUUCCUGCACCCACCGCCAGCGCCGAUGAGCAGGGCAACAAGGCCGCGCACUACUGGACUGUCCAUGUGACGCCUGAGCCCAACUGUUCGUAUGCAUCGUUCGAGACGAAUGUUCCGAGCCGUCAGAAUGGGCGCCGGGCUUCGGACACGAUCCAUCAGGUUGUCAACAUCUUCAAGCCUGGUCGCUUCACCGUGACGUUCUUCGAGACCAAGAACAAGGUCGCGGAGGAGGGAGCUGGCGCCAAUGGAGUAGGUGUUGACAAGCGCAUGGACGACGUCAAGGGAUACCGCCGCAUGGACCGCAUUGUCCACGAGUUUGACGACUACUAUCUGGUUUUCCGUUACUUCGAGCGUGAGGGGUGGGCUGGCAACAAGAGUGCCCGAGUGGGCGAGGACUACUAGUUUUUGCCCCAGGAAUAAGGGGUGCGCUGGCGACAGGUGUCACGAGCCAGGAUAUUGUUCGCUUUUACGUCGAAUUUCCCGCUUUCUAUCGUUCAGCUCCAUUUCGCUAUAUUCUCCGCCCCACUCCUUUCGUCUCUGCCCUCAGCUCACUUUUGCAAUUCGUGAUCGCUCAGUAGUUUUUAGUAUCCGCUCUUUGUAUCAUGAAAUGAAGUAUCUCUAUCAUGACAUUUUUGGCUUGGCGAUCCUCAAAAUUGUCAUAUUGAGUUUGCAUCCAGUCGAUAUCUCACUACCGCGCCUUGCUCGGGCGUCUGGCCUCUGAUUGCAAACCUUGGAGGGACCUACCCUUCGGCUGUCGCGUUGAAGAUGGUUGUCCACUGAAAAUGGCGAGGCAAUUUUCACUUGGAAAUCAUUUGCGCGAGUUCUCUAGCUUGGCUGUCCGGGCUUAGUCGGACCUUUCCAGCCGUAUCAUGUUAAUCUUGGAGUAUAAUUAUUUACAUGUUAAGAAUUCCGCCUCAACGUUCGGUAUCUGCUUUGCUGCUCCUUCGUGAUCAGCUCGCCUUCGUCUCCUCUCUUUAAAUAUUUAUUGAGCAGUCAUCAUCAGGCAACAAAUAUAAGAGCCUAUGUCGUUGUCGAGGUCCUUGCGUGGAAAACCGGUACUCCUUGGUUCCUGCGCGGCUAAUUAUCCCAUGUCGCUAUCUGACGAAAUCGGUGGAAGAAGAGAACAUAGCAGAUUUGGCGGCAAGGAACCGUUUUCAGGGAGUGGUAUGUAACAGCAGCACAGACAGCAACUCUGCGCAGAGUGCCUCUGCUCAGGAGUCUCAAUUGAACCUUUCUCCUCACCGCC
Messenger RNA from Thermothelomyces thermophilus ATCC 42464, 2835 nucleotides. RefSeq lists its product as uncharacterized. The transcript has a single exon. Gene Ontology annotation, cellular component: cytosol. The coding region runs from base 456 to 1991 and encodes 511 amino acids. Gene Ontology annotation, molecular function: adenosylmethionine decarboxylase activity. Lineage: Eukaryota; Fungi; Ascomycota; Sordariomycetes; Sordariales; Chaetomiaceae. The record is from RefSeq and is a predicted model, not a curated record. Gene Ontology annotation, biological process: spermine biosynthetic process; spermidine biosynthetic process.